Messenger RNA from Magallana angulata, 5617 nucleotides. RefSeq names its product multidrug resistance-associated protein 1-like. Gene Ontology annotation, biological process: transmembrane transport. The transcript is spliced from 31 exons. Gene Ontology annotation, molecular function: ATP binding; ATP hydrolysis activity; ABC-type transporter activity. The record is from RefSeq and is a predicted model, not a curated record. The coding region runs from base 671 to 5503 and encodes 1610 amino acids. Gene Ontology annotation, cellular component: membrane. NCBI's taxonomy places the organism in Eukaryota, Metazoa, Mollusca, Bivalvia, Ostreida, Ostreidae.
GGGUAUGUGAAGCGUGCGUCGUGCUAAAUAUAGGUGUAGGCCAAAAACCCAUACAUAUAUUCUGAUGUAUUGAAGGGCAGGUACGCGUUUUGUGGACAGUAAACAUGUUGACAUGUGUUUGUGUGUGUGCGGUGAUUUUGAUCAAAAGUUUGUGAAUGAAUUCCUUGGAGAAUAAAUCUAGGUCACUCAUUGGAGACGACUUUUGACGCUGGUCAAGCACUGCUGAAAAAGGGACAGUUUCAGCGUGGAUCGGAGACGUUUAAUUUUUAUCGAGAAUGCCACUGCAUUCUGCUUUGUAUAUGUAGUGACCUAGUUCAAAACAUUGAAUGGAAUUAACCUUGACAAGUGAAACGAUAUUGAGUGUUUUGACUUUUAUAAACAAACCACACGUGUAUUGAGCAACGCUAGCUGUGUCUUCCUGUGUUUUUGUCAUUACCGUAUAUAUGCGUGUAAAUAGAUAUAUAUAUAUAUAUAAUAACGUUGUGAUUUGACAAACCCUUCGAUGGAAUAUGCACACUUGGCUUAAUUUUGUUUAUAUGACAGCGGGUUUUUAAAUGCACAUUUUGUUAAAAAACACAAUCGCAGACGAUGGAAUUUGAUGCUCAACAGGUAACCCUUGAGUGACCUUUAACCUUUCACGCUCCAGUGGUUGAAAUCGAAGCGUGACGAGAUGACCGGUAACAACACACUGGACACUUCCUGUCGCCACAGUGGACUCUGGAAUGGUGAUAUAUUUUCUGGAUCAGCUCCGAACUUUCCGGAUUGUUUCCAGAAUACGGUUCUGAUUUGGGUACCGUGUGGGUUCCUGCUGCUAUGUAUGCCCGGACAGAUCGCCAGUCUAUGCAAGAAUUACGUUGGGUAUCCUCUACCUCUUGGAGCCAGAAGUGUUAUAAAAAGUUUCUUCUGUGUAGUUCUCGCUGUUCUGACGAGUGUCAUACUUGCUCUAAACUCCACUCAGGGAUAUCACUGUCGUCCAGAGCUUCCGGUUCCGGAAGAGUUUUACAUUGGCGCAGGCGCACUUGUGUUCAUUUUUGUAUAUCUAGCUGUAAUUACACAAGUCCAGAGAAUCAGACACGUCAUCUCGUCCGGAAUUCUAGUCACGUUUUGGAUUCUACUUUUAGCCUGCAGUAGUGUCUCUCUCCAGUCAUCUAUAUCAUACAGGGCGGGUUGUGUGACGAGUAUCCUGUACUACGCUUACUACGCAGUCGUUCUGAUACAGUUGAUACUUUACUCUUUUGCCGACAAACCUUCCCGUCCAUCUUAUACCUUUAUAGGAAAGGCAGAGAAGUCGCCCGAGGAGGAGGCCUCAGUCGUCAGUAGAUGGGUGUUCUGGUGGCUCAACGGCUUGGUGAGGACGGCCUACAAAAGGACUCUGGUCAUCAAGGACAUCUGGGAACAGGUGAACUACCUGAAAUCUGACAACUGUAUACCUGAGCUUGAUGACGUGUGGAGGGAGGCAGUUCACAGACAUACGGUCCAACAGCGCAGAAAACAGCAAAGAAAUAUAUCACAUGUCCACGUGUAUCAAAAUGGGUCUUUCCACUCUGAGUCGACUCCACUGCUAACCAAUCACAGAUCAGAUAACGAUGAUGAUGACAAACAUAUAAGAAAAUCUGACCAAUCACGGCCGUCGUUACUAAGAGUUGUGAUGAGGACCUAUUGGAAGGAGUGGCUUAUGGCAUCCUUUUGUAAAAUCGUUUGUGACGCCUUGUCUCUUCUUCAACCGAUUCUUUUAAGCUUCAUGAUUGAUUUCCUGGAGAAGAAGCACACUGACCCCAGACCUCAGUGGAAUGGCUGGAGUCUGGCCAUCGCUUUCUUUUUCUGUGGGGAGAUUGAGUCCGUGUUCUUCUGUCAGAGCGCAUUCAGGAUGAUGUCUUUAGGACUGAAAAUCAAAGUGGCACUCGUAGGAAUGAUUUACCAAAAGUCUCUAACCAUGAGUAACGCGGCUAAGGGUCAAUACACUAUAGGUGACAUCGUAAACUUAAUGUCCGUGGACUGUCAGCGGAUCCAGGACGCCUUCAUGUUCCAGUACGAGAUCCUCUCCUUCUUCCUUGUCAUGUCCGCCGGUAUUUACCUUAUUUGGAAUCAGAUGGGCGUGGCUACGCUCGGAAGUAUCGCGGUGAUCGUUGUCAUCACGGUGCUUAACAUCAUCUUCGGGAAGCUCCAGCAGAAUUACCAGAGCGUUAUACUGGCGCUCAAGUCGAGCAGAAUUAAACUGCUGAAUGAGGUUCUCAAUGGAAUCAAAGUUUUAAAGAUGUAUGCCUGGGAGCCCUCUUUUACCCGGAAGUUGUUAAACAUCCGAUCACGUGAGAUGGUGUUCCUGAAGAAGGUCUGCGUGGUGACGGCGUUCUCAAUGCUCUUCUCUGUCCACAGUCCGUUCAUGAUGAAUUAUUUUAUUUUACUCAUUUUCACCUUGAUGACGUCAUCAUCUUACCUGAGCGCUAACAAGGUGUUUGUCUCUCUGUCUCUGGUCAACACCUUACGGUUCACCGUCACCAUGGUUCCCUUUGUCAUCACGGGGCUUAUCCAGAUGUUGGUGUCCAUCAAAAGAAUUGAAGAGUUUUUAUGCAAGGAAGAUUUAAAGCCGGAUAAUGUUUCUACGUCAAUUAACACAGGGUAUGCUAUAUCCAUUGAGAAAGGCCACUUUACCUGGAAUCGAAGAAAUCCUAGAAAUACUUUAAACAGGAUAAACCUGAGGGUGGGGGAGGGUAAGCUGGUUGCCGUGGUAGGACAGGUGGGUGCCGGGAAAUCCUCACUCAUAGCCGCCAUGCUGGGGGAAAUGGACAAAGUUCAAGGUCACGUCAACGUCCAGGGCUCGGUGGCGUACGUCCCCCAGGAGGCGUGGAUACAGAACCUGACCGUCAAAGACAACAUCCUGUUCGGCAGCAAGUACGUGGAGAAGAAAUACAGGCGGGUCAUUCAGGCAUGCGCACUUCUACCGGAUCUAGCGAUACUCAGUGCUGGAGAUAACACAGAGAUAGGAGAGCGGGGAAUAAACGUCAGCGGCGGCCAAAAGCAAAGGAUCAGUCUGGCUCGGGCGGUUUACAGCAACUCUGAUGUGUACCUUUUGGACGACCCUUUAUCGGCUGUUGACAGUCACGUGGGCAAAACUCUCUUUAAGGAAGUGAUUGGUCCAGAAGGAUUACUACGUCAUAAGACACGCAUCCUCGUGACGCACGGCGUCCAUUGGCUGCCGAAAGUGGAUCUGAUUGUCGUAAUGGACAACGGGACCAUCUCAGAAGUUGGAAGCUACGAGGAACUGAUGCAAGAAAAAGGGGCGUUCUCACAAUUUUUGGAGGCCUACCUACUACAGGAGGAUGAAGAGGACAGUGAAAGGGAGAACAUAGUUGACAUAGAAAAAAGUGAAGUUGCCCGGAUAAAGGACGACAUGUGGGAACAGCUGGAGUGUGUGUCGGACUACGGCCUGUCAGCAGACGACAGUGACGUAUUAACCCGCCGACAAAGCGCCAGAAAAAUGUCAACCCGUCGGAAAUCUCGUUUUUCAAUCCCAUCCGGUCGAAGAAUGUCAUACCUACAUCCGGUGUCAGAAAGCAGUUCCGAAAACGAGUCAUCUGGACUCCUCCAUCGAUCAAACUCAGCCAGACGCUUGUCUACGCACGACAAAGUCAACUCUCUUCAGAAGCUUCAUCGCUCUCUGUCUGAGGGGCGGAUCCUGCCGUAUGACGCGGGGGCGGAGGAAGAGGAAGACACGGGGCGACUCAUACAGGAAGAAACGUCACAGGAAGGAACGGUGAAGCUAUCGGUGAUAAUCACUUAUAUCAAGGCGAUGGGCGUGGUCGGAUCAUUCCUGUCUAUGCUGUUCGUCCUCUUAUUCCAAGGGUUGAACGCCUUCAGUAAUUUCUGGCUCACUUUUUGGACGGAAGAUGACGUCAUAAAGAACCAGACACUCGUCAAUACACAGGAAUACGCGGACCGGAAGUACUACUAUCUCAUCAUCUACACAAUACUGGGAGUCCUUCAAGGGAUUUUCCUCUUCAUGUUUGCUUACUUGGGACUGACCCGACUCAUCAACGCCUCCGGAUCUCUCCAUUCCUCCAUGCUGUUUUGUAUUUUUUGUUCCCCCAUGGCGUUUUUUGAUACGACCCCCGUCGGUCGGAUCAUGAACCGUUUCUCCAGCGACAUCGACAUCCUUGACGACCGCGUGCCGCGCACCUUCCGGUUGUGGGCCAUCAUGCUGUCUACUCUGCUCGUGAUUUUGGUCGUCAUAUCCGUUAAUACACCGGCGUUCAUGAUCGCCAUAGUCCCCGUAGGAGUCCUCUACUUCAUUAUGUUGAGAUAUUACCUUCCCACGGCCAGACAACUGAAGCGUAUCGAGGGCGUGACCCGGUCCCCGGUGUACAACCACUUCAGUGAGUCUAUAACCGGCGCCAGCUGUAUCCGCGCCUAUAGAGCCGUGGACAGGUUCAUCACCGAGUCCCAGGCCCGAGUGGACAUCAACUCGACGUUCUACCACGCCGCCAACACAGCGUCAUGGUGGAUCGGUAUACGGCUAGAACUAUUGGCCAAUUUCUUGGUUCUGGCGGCCGCCCUCUUCUCCGUGUUUUCAGACACCCUUUCCGGGGCCGGGAUAGGUCUUUCUUUGACGUAUUCGUUACAGGUUGUGAUUGCCCUUAAUCUAGUAGUACAGUCAGUCAGUGAGAUGGAAAUGAACAUUGUGUCGGCGGAGAGAGCGGAGGAAUACACUAGGCUUGCGCCAGAGGCUGAGUGGAUUGAGCCCGGGAGUCGUCCGCCUCUGUCGUGGCCGGAAGUGGGCCGGCUGGUGUUCAAGUCGUACACCACGCGGUACCGCCAGGGGCUGGACCUGGUUCUGAGAGGACUGGACUGUGAGAUCUCAGGGGGAGAAAAGAUAGGCAUUGUUGGAAGGACUGGUGCCGGGAAAUCAUCCGUGACGCUGGCCAUGUUCCGCAUCGUUGAGCCCGCGGGCGGGAAAAUCGAGAUCGAUGAUGUAUCGAUUUCAUCAAUGGGACUCCACGACCUCAGGUCUAAAAUAACCAUACUACCUCAAGAUCCUGUGAUAUUUUCCGGAACACUCCGGUCAAACCUGGAUCCGCUCCAGAGAUUCUCGGAUCAGGAUCUGUGGACGGCCAUAGAGAGGGCACACCUUAAGGACUUUGUCAACAGUUGUGUUGGUAAUCUCCAGUACGAGUGUGGCGAGGGAGGCCAGAAUUUCAGCGUGGGACAGCGACAGUUGGUGUGUCUGGCGCGCACCUUGCUCCACAAGACAAAGAUACUGAUCCUCGACGAGGCGACGGCGGCCGUAGACGUGGAGACGGACGAACUGAUUCAGAAAACCAUCAAGACGGAGUUCCGGGAGUGUACCGUGCUGUCUAUAGCUCACAGGCUCAAUACAGUCAUGGAUUACGACAGGAUAAUGGUCAUGGACAAAGGUCUGAUCGUAGAAUUUGAUUCUCCACAAAAACUGUUAGACGAUAAAUCUGGCGUCUUUUACUCCAUGGCAAAGGACGCUAACCUGGUCAGCUAACACGCCGUGUUCCCGGCUCUCUCAUUGUUUGCUUAGUCUUACAUACUUAUAUACAUACACAGUAUUAUUGUAGAUUUAUAUCUUUAUUUUACAAUAAACGGAUUUUUCUAUUAA